Messenger RNA from Diorhabda carinulata, 842 nucleotides. It is a transcript of the gene PTPMT1, whose product is annotated as phosphatidylglycerophosphatase and protein-tyrosine phosphatase 1. Gene Ontology annotation, biological process: protein dephosphorylation. The record is from RefSeq and is a predicted model, not a curated record. Lineage: Eukaryota; Metazoa; Arthropoda; Insecta; Coleoptera; Chrysomelidae. Gene Ontology annotation, molecular function: protein tyrosine/serine/threonine phosphatase activity; phosphatidylglycerophosphatase activity; phosphatidylinositol-4,5-bisphosphate 5-phosphatase activity. Bases 214 to 819 code for a protein of 201 amino acids. The transcript has 4 exons.
GUGUGCUCGACACUAAUAGUGAAUGUUAGCUAUAUUUUUAACACUACAUUCAGUAUGAUCCCUGUAUUUUCAUAUAUUUUCAUCUACGAAGGUCAAACCGAGUUUACAUUCCUUAGAUGACUUUCUCUCUAGCUUUCUCUAAUAAACUACCGUGACAAGUGUCAAAUUGUGUUAGAAAAUAAUAAUAACAUGAAGUUAAAAUAGCUUUAAUUGAUGAAUAAUAACAAUAUAAUAAUUAUUGUUGUUAUAAAAAAAAUGUUUGCGAGAUUUACGUUUUACCCAACGUUGGUGUAUAAUGUUUUAAUGGAAAGGAUAUCCACCAGACAAUGGUACAAUAGGAUCGACGACGUGGUUAUAUUGGGUGCUUUACCAUUCAAAAGUUUAACAAAAGAACUGAUAGAAAAAGAAAAUGUGAAAGCUGUUAUAUCAAUGAACGAAGACUACGAGCUUUUUUUAUCAAAUGACGCUCAGUCUUGGAAAGACGCAGGUGUAGAAUUUUUACAAUUAGCAACGACUGAUAUAUUCGCAACCCCCUGCCAAAGUAAAUUAAUAGAGGGUGUUAAAUUUAUCGAUAAAUAUGUUAAAAAAAGGCAUAUAGUUGAUGGUAUAUCUACGAAUUCGGUUUACGUCCAUUGUAAGGCUGGUAGAACGCGAAGUGCAACAUUGGUCGGCUGUUAUUUGAUGCAUAGAUAUGGGUGGUCGCCGGAAAGAGCUGUAGAACACAUGAAAGAUAAGAGGCCCCAUAUUUUGAUGCACACUAAACAAUGGGAGGCUUUGCGUAUAUUUAAAAUGUAUAAUAUGAGCAAUGUAAACUCGUGAAUUAUAUUUUUUUUGUGUUUUAA